Molecule: messenger RNA, 1283 nt
Organism: Brachypodium distachyon (stiff brome)
Lineage: Eukaryota; Viridiplantae; Streptophyta; Magnoliopsida; Poales; Poaceae
Product: transcription factor MYBS3
Exons: 3
Coding region: 187-1053 (288 amino acids)
Biological process (GO): response to auxin; response to ethylene; response to gibberellin
Molecular function (GO): zinc ion binding; DNA binding
Source: RefSeq, a predicted model, not a curated record
AAGUUUCCUCCCUAAGCCACCUAGCCAGCUAGAGCCUAUAGCCAGCAGCAGCACCAUCCACUGGGUCUGGGGCGCCUGCGGUUGUGGACACAUUGGUCUCCACCCAUCUCUCUCACACACCAUCCGGCAUCCGCUCCAAAGACAGUGCUGAUUCAGCUUGUUAGCCGGUCGAUUUAUAGCCACACCAUGGCCAGGAAGUGCUCUCACUGUGGCAACUACGGCCACAACUCAAGAACUUGCACCAGCAGCGCAGGAGGACAGAGAGAAAUUAUGCUCUGCGAAGGAGGAGGCGGCGGCAGUGGGCUGAGGCUCUUUGGCGUGCAGGUCCAUGUCGCUGCCGGCGCCGGUGCCGGCGCGUCCAUGAGGAAGAGCUACAGCAUGGACUGCCUGCAGCUCGCGGCAGCUCCUAGCUCCCUCGUCUCGCCUUCGUCCUCGUCUUCCUCGUCGGUGCUCCUGUCCAUCGACGAGGGCCUGGAGAGGGCUUCCAAUGGGUACCUUUCUGAUGGCCCUCAUGGCAGAUUGGUCCAGGAAAGGAAGAAAGGAGUUCCAUGGAGUGAGGAGGAGCACCGGCUAUUCCUGGUCGGCCUGGAGAAGCUCGGCAAGGGCGACUGGCGAGGCAUCUCCCGGAGCUACGUGACAAGCCGAACCCCGACGCAGGUCGCCAGCCACGCGCAGAAGUUCUUCCUGAGGCAGAGCAGCAUGGGGAAGAAGAAGCGCCGCUCCAGCCUCUUUGACAUGGUGCCGAUUUGCGAGAACGGCAUGCGCGCUUCUGAGCAGCCAUCCGUGCGGAUCAACAACAGCGACGGCGCCUCGACUUCUCUGCCGCGGUACAGGCCGUCUUCCGACAUGGCGGCCAUUGAUCUGAACUCCACUGAGGAAGAUGACGACAUGGCGGAUGUUUCGCUCUCAUCGGCGUCAGGCGCAUCCCCUCGGGCGCCAUUAAUCCCGGCGGCGGCUCUGACGAUGGAGCAUGGCCAUGGGGGUCACCAGUACUGCUCCCGGCUGGACCUGGACCUGGGGAUGUCCCUCUCCACGCCGUCCAUCGGAACGUGACGUGCCAGCGCCCUAUCCUAGCCGUACGCGCGCCAUCGUGUUAUGUAACAACGUACGUACGUGCUGUCUGAUCUGUCCAACCAAGCGGAGAUAAGGCUAAUACGAUGGAUGGACAACGCUUGUAAUUGUAAAGCCGUGCAGCUAGCUAGUGCUAAUUGUGGAUACAGUAAUGCGUGUACUACUCUUGGCUUCAUGUAAAAAAAAAAGUCAGAAUUUUCAGAACCAAAACA